CUCAUAACCUUCACGUGGCUGCAGGCUCUUCUCUCAUCUGCUUUAAUAUAUUUUACCUAACUUUAUUUUCCAUUGAUUCUAAAUUUAUUUCUGGUUUCUUCUACCAUCAAAUGGGCUUUGCAAAAUUGAAACAAGUAGAACAUAGUCAAUUCCUAGCUUUCUCAAAUGACCGUACUGCUCUUCAUUAUGAUUGCUUUCUCAAAUCUUGUUUCUUCUGCAACAAAACUCUUAGCCUUGACAAAGAAGUGUACAUGUACAGGGGUGAGCUGGGCUUCUGCAGUGUGGACUGUAGGAAUAGGCAGAUAUACUUAGAUGAAAUGAAAAAGAUUGAGAUUUACACUAAGAAAAUGCUAGCAUCUUUAGUGCGGCAACGUCGAGAGGCCGGUGGACGGUGUAGUGAAACUACACUUCUGUCGGAGGAUUACAGGCAGCCUGGCGAGCCAUUGUCGUGCUCUAAAAAUCGAGUUACAUUCACAUUCUCAUAGUCGAUAAUAUGUAUAAGAGUACAGUUCAAAGGCGGAGCUAGCUAAGAUUUUUAGUUUAUGGGUUAUAUAUGAACCAUAUUUCUUUUUAUUUACUCGGUUCUAAAUAAAUUAUUUUAUACAUAUUUAAUAAAUUUAAUAAUAUAAAUAAAGGGUUUGAGACACAUCUAUUUAGUUCUGCCCCUGGUACUGCUAUCGUGCCAGAAAUUCUCGCAUGGGGAGGUAAAGUUAGGGCUCCCUAAUAAAAGCAAUUCCAUAUUUAGGGCUCGAACGAGAUUUCUAAUAAAUGAUAACUACCUUUUAAUUUAAUUACUUUUCAUAGCUACAAAGAAUUUUUAAUUUACCCAUCCUAGUUAUGCCAAAUACAAUAUAGUUAUUUCAGUGUAUCAAUAUCUUUUCUUAACCCUAUCUCUCUUCUUCCUCAACUCUCUGUCUUCUUUUUUCCUCUCACUUUGCUCUCGACAAGGCUGCCGUCUAACUCCGUCGCCGCUAGUCAACUUCUCCAGCGGAGCUCUACCAGAGCCCAACCAAACAA
Molecule: messenger RNA, 1017 nt
Organism: Nicotiana tabacum (common tobacco)
Lineage: Eukaryota; Viridiplantae; Streptophyta; Magnoliopsida; Solanales; Solanaceae
Source: RefSeq, a predicted model, not a curated record